GUAUAGAAUACGCCGCCGCUUUCUCUUGCUGUCCAGAAAGGCCUACACGUAUUACAGUUAAGGCUGGCAUUUGCUGGGCGGCGUACCUUGGCUGUCUUUAUUGUGUGCGUGCGUGCGUGGUUAUUGUGCAGGUCUUCUUAAACCGUCAAUGUGGAAGAAGAUUGCGCUUCAAAGGUCUUCAACCAGCUCCAACUCUUGAUUACGAUCAUCAUACACUCUUUUACUCGGAAUCAUUGCCCAUCAUGAGUAGUGGAUUCCGAUUCUUGUCGCUCGUGCGACCUUUCAUGUCAGUCUUGCCAGAAGUGGCUGCACCAGAACGAAAGGUACCGUUCCAAUCGCGUAUCGCAUGGACAGCAAUCGUUUUGGCCAUCUUCUUGGUCGCUUCACAAAUUCCAUUAUACGGUAUCAUGUCUUCCGAUUCAAGUGAUCCUCUAUACUGGAUGCGUGUCAUUUUGGCUUCCAAUAGAGGUACAUUGAUGGAAUUGGGUAUCUCUCCAAUCGUAACAUCAGGUAUGAUCAUGCAACUGCUCGCAGGUGCAAAUUUGGUUGAAGUUGAUUUCAGUUUGAAGGAAGAUCGGGCUUUGUUCGGAGGUGCACAAAAGUUGUUCGCUUUGAUUAUCUCUCUCGGUCAGGCAACCGUUUACGUUUUGACCGGCCUUUACGGACAACCCAAAGAUCUCGGAGCAGGUGUUUGUCUUUUGUUGAUCUUGCAAUUGGUCGUUGCAGGUUUGAUUGUGAUUUUAUUGGAUGAAUUGCUGCAAAAAGGAUACGGUUUAGGUUCAGGUAUUUCGUUGUUCAUUGCAACAAACAUUUGUGAAUCAAUCGUUUGGAAAGCCUUCUCUCCUACUACAAUCAACACCGGUCGUGGUCCUGAAUUCGAAGGUGCUUUCGUGGCUCUUUUCCACCUUUUGUUCACAUGGCAUGACAAGAGCCGUGCAUUGAAGGAAGCAUUCUAUCGUGAACGUUUGCCAAACGUGAUGAACUUGGUUGCAACUUUGUUCGUCUUCCUCGUUGUCAUUUAUUUGCAAGGCUUCCGCAUCGAAAUUCCCGUCAAGUCUAACCGCUUCCGUGGUCAACGUGGUACAUACCCUGUCAAAUUGUUCUACACCUCUAACAUGCCAAUCAUGCUCGAAUCUGCCUUGACUUCCAACGUGUUCAUCUUGAGUCAAAUGUUGGCCACAAGAUUCCCAAAGAACUUGUUUGUCAGUCUCUUGGGUGUUUGGGAACCAUUGGAAGACAGUCAACAAUUGCAUGCCGUUAGUGGUUUAUCGUACUACAUCUCUCCACCACACACUUUGAAGGCAGUCGUUGGUGACCCGAUUCACACAGUCGUUUAUAUCGCAUUCACCUUGACAGCAUGUGCUUUGUUUAGUAAGACAUGGAUCGAAGUUUCUGGCAGUGGACCACGUGAAGUUGCCAAGCAACUCAAGGAGAAUCAAAUGGUCAUGGCAGGACAUCGUGAAGGAAGUAUGUACAAGGAAUUGAAGAGAGUCAUUCCAACUGCUGCUGCUUUUGGUGGUGCAACAAUCGGUGCACUUUCCGUUUUCGCUGAUUUGAUUGGAGCUUUGGGAUCGGGAACUGGUAUUCUACUUGCUGUUACCAUUAUCUACUCCUACUUUGAAAUUGGAAUGCGCGAAGGAGGUGGCCCAGAGAUGGCCGCUAUGGGCGAUAUGAUGUAAGGAGGCAUCACAGAGGAGGCGAAGCAGGACACAACAUGCCGAGGAAGGUUGUGUCGAAAGUAGGAAAGUGACUUGAAAAAAAAAAGAGGAUCGAUGAAG
This is a messenger RNA of Meira miltonrushii, 1778 nucleotides long. RefSeq names its product putative endoplasmic reticulum insertion protein SEC61. The coding region runs from base 243 to 1679 and encodes 478 amino acids. NCBI's taxonomy places the organism in Eukaryota, Fungi, Basidiomycota, Exobasidiomycetes, Exobasidiales, Brachybasidiaceae. The record is from RefSeq and is a predicted model, not a curated record. The transcript is spliced from 2 exons. Gene Ontology annotation, biological process: post-translational protein targeting to membrane, translocation; SRP-dependent cotranslational protein targeting to membrane, translocation. Gene Ontology annotation, cellular component: Sec61 translocon complex; membrane. Gene Ontology annotation, molecular function: ribosome binding; signal sequence receptor activity; transmembrane protein transporter activity.